AGGUGAAUUCAGAUCCUGCAACCCCGCGACAAACGAAACGUGUGUUUUGACACAGAAACCGAGCUCAGGGUCUGUGCUUCACUGGACUAAAAAGCAGUACACCAAGAGUUAUGGAAAACUAAACAUUCUGUAAUCCAGCGCGGUUCCUGUCAACUCGAACUCCAGCCAUUCUUCCUGCCUUCAAACAAACUGAGUAAAAAGAGGGAGGAGCCGCUAAAAUCAACUUCAGUUCAUAUAUUAUCAUAAGAAACCAGCGCCCUGCUGCUACUACAGAGCUGCUCCUCAGAGACGAAGUUGACCGAUCCAGCAAGUAUUUGCCAACUUUCAGCGGAGCGAUGGGGGAUUUGAUCUCAACUCAUCUGGACGAGGCCAAACGGGAGGUUAUAACAGCACGGACAGGGGAGCUGAUGGGAGAGUUUGGUCGGCUAUAUGAGCAACAGUAUGCAGUCGCUCUCUUUAACAAGAUGCGCUUUGACCUCGAGAGUGGAGGAGGACCCCAGAAUCAGCUCCUGCACAGGAAGGUGCCUCUGAAAAAUAAAUCCAUCUUCUCAGGUGCUUUGUUCCAGUAUCUAGAAGAUAACAAAAAAUGGAGGAAUCGUUUUCUCUUUAUUCCUGACUCCUACAACAUCAACUAUUAUGAAAACAAACAGGCUCAUGACAGAGGGCUGCAUCCUAAAGGCACCAUUAACUGUGCUGGCUACAGGGUCCUGACCUCCAUGGAAGAAUAUCUCGAGCUCCUUAACACCAGCCUACCAGGUGUAAAAGCUAAAGUUGGCAGUUCUCCAUUCCUGAAAUGUGCGACGCAGUUUCCCCUCAUUCUCUGGCAUCCUUACGCUCGUCACUACUAUUUCUGCGUGGUCACGGAGAAGGAGCAGCAAAAGUGGAGCGCUGUCUUUCAAGACUGCGUCAGACACACCAACAAUGGACUGCCUGAAGAAUGUAAAGUUCAGACCCCCGCGUUCACAGAUGCAGUGCGACUCUAUCGACAGGCACAUGGUCACUAUGGAACCUGGGACAUGAUGUGUGGGACUCCUCCACAGAUCCUUGCCAAUCUUGUCAUGGACACCCUCCUCCCUGAGAUGAGAGACCUCAUUACCCCCAAACUAAAGGGCAAGAUGCAUGAGAGACAGAGGAAUUGGAUGCUGAUAUCAGAUGCAGUGUACGGGCUGGUUCAGAGCCAGACUCAGGCGCAGUAUGAAGCAGUAGUGCAGAGCUGUGAAGCAGGUCGCCCCCCACUGGAAACCACCAUCCGCACAGACAUGGACCAGAUCAUCACUUCCAAAGAACAUGUGACCAGCAAAGUAAAAGUACUUGUGCUGCCCAAGGCAGAGAAGCUUCUGAAGGUGAGUAUCCAGCCGUACAUCAGCUCAAUCCUGGAUGCGCUGAUGGAGCCCACCAGCAGAGGCUUCUUUGAGGUGAAAGACUUGUUCUUCAGAGAACUGGUAGACAUGAGCAAGAACCUCCUCAAUGAUGGCAACAAGGAAAAACUUGGAGAGCACAUGGAGAAGAUCUCCAUGCUAGCCUUCCAUCCGGUAAAGAUGCAGAGCUGCUAUGAGAAGGUUGAGACUCUGAGUCUAGAGGGACUUCAGCAGCGCUUUGACGUUUCCAGCCCCUCCGUGUUUGUCCAAAGAGCCCAAAUCCUAAUGCGAGAGCAAAUGGAUGAUGCGGUCUACACAUUUGAGCAGCUCCUGCACCAGAGUUUGGAGGGCCAGGAAAAGGAGGAUCUCUGUAAAACCGUCCAGCGCUGCCAGGAUCGUGUCAUCAAGAAAUUUGACUAUGACAGCAGCACAGUUCGUAAGAAGUUCUUCAGAGAGGCUCUUCUGCAGAUUUUCAUCCCUUACAUGCUGAAACAGCUCUCACCAUCAUGCUCUGCUGAACUCCCUCAUUUCAAGGAGCUCAUUUUUGAGGAUUUCUCUCGUUUCAUUCUGGUGGAGAACAUAUUCGAGGAGGUGGUGCUGCACACCGUCAUGAAAGAUAUAAUGAUGGCUGUGAAGGAAGCAGCUGUCCAGAGGAGACACAACCUGUACCGAGACAGUAUCGUUUUGACCGACAGCGACCCUAACCUUCACCUGCUGGGGGAGAAUCCUCCCAUCGACUGGGCUGAGGAAUAUGGAGGAGGCCCAGAGGAGGUGGAUGGAGAGCAUAACACAGGAGAUCCGGAGGUUCAAAGACGGCGCAGAGUGAAGCAGGUGGUCUCCAUGAUCCAGAUAGAAGGCAAUGCCUCUGUGCUGCCCAACGAAUCAUGCCUGGAAGUGCCCGCUGUAGACGAUAUUCCAGAAGAGGGGACGGAGGUACGUUCAGACACCUCAUUAUCCCAAAAGUCAGAGAAGCAAGUGUCCAAUGGAACCAAAGAGGAUGUGAACAAAAAUGCAGUUGAUGACAAACCACCAACAAACAGAAGUAUACUAAAAGAGGAAGAAAGCACAACAGAAAGGUCACUACAGGACACAGCGAGCAAGUCAGCCAUAGACUCUGCCAUACAGGAAAUCGAGAAAGCUGUACAGGAAGAGGAACAUGAAGUCAGGACACAGGAAAUUGCAGAGUCAUCAUCCUCAAAAGAAGAAACUGCGGCCGAGGAGGUAAAACCCACCUCAAAUUGUGAAGAUGGGGCACAAAUAAAACCAGCAGAGACCAAUAAAGAUACAACUUCAAGCACAGAAAAGCCUUCGGAUUCGCCAGUAAGGGAAGAGAAAGCAGUGACACCACCAGACCAGCAGGAAAAUCACAUUAUGGCGAGCACUCAAGACUCCCAGACGGAGAAUCCCAUCGCUUCAUCACAGCCGGAUGACAGCGGAUUCCAGUCGUCCACUAAUGAAGCAGCAGAGGAGGAGCACCAGGCGGGAAAGGAAGAAUGCAAUGACUCUGAAACAGGAGAGGACACUGGGAAGGGAGAAAGUGCACAUAUGGAUCACCAGUAAAAUAUCCCAUGAACUAUUUUCAUUUACUGUGUGUUUAUGCCUGUAAACAGUGAGUAAAUGCAUCACCCACUGCUCUAAAAUGACUUUUGACUGAUUGACGGGGGCUUUUUUUUUUUUUUUUUUUUUUGUGGCGUUUUUGCCCAUAAAACACUUUUGUCUCACUACUCUUGACUGUAUAGACAUUAUUGUCUAUAUCUUUUUGCAUGCACACUGUCACAUUGUUUUGCACUUAAAAAAAGUCACUCUUAGUUAGAGCUGGGCUCAAAUAUGAACACUUUCUAGGUCAAAAUGUCUUCACCUUUCUGUUCACGAUAUUCACCUUUAUUAGAGAUCUCCAUUCCUAGUUUAGUGUCAUUUCAUAUGUGCAUGGUGCAGAAGAAUGAUGUCUUUAUUUUAUGCAACAGUGAUAUGCUGAAUCAAGGCAUCUUUUUGAGGAAGUUUGAGGAGUUGGAGACAUUUAGCUAGUGCACUAAUACUUCCUGGAAUGCCAAACAAGCUGCAUCUAGUGAAAGCUUGUUUAAGACUGGAGUAUUGCUUGUAUUGCUGCAGCUGGUGGAGUAAGCAUUAUUUUCUUAAACUGCCAUCAUUUGUUGUGAUGACGGAAUUGACUGCAUUAGAUUUUUCAUUAACCAGGUCAAACAAGUGUAACUGACUGCGAGCCAUUUUCAUAUGGUGCAUUUUCCCUCCUUUUUCAUUGUUCAAUCUUUUGGAUUUUUUUUUUUUUAUUGCAUAUGGUAAUUGCAUUAUGAUAUCAGACAGUAUCUUCUGGUUUGCAUGCACGAUAUAGUUACAGACUGAAAUUUCAAGCAAGUUUUUGAUGUGUAAAAUGUUAUCAAUAGAAUCUGACUCCUGUAUAUGACCACAACAGCUUCCUAAUUUCUUCUUUUCUGACUUUUUAAAGUAGUUUUAUAUAUGAAAUGACAACGACUUCAACUUUUAACUAACGUAAUUGGAUAUUUUUAUUUAUUAGUUACAGCACUUGGUACUAUAGAUUAUCCUUUUAAAUUGUAUCCUGCCCAAAUCCUUUUGUGUUAUUAUUGUAUUAUUUUUUAGAACAAUAAAUGAUUAUUGCUGA
This is a messenger RNA of Carassius gibelio (silver crucian carp), 3993 nucleotides long. It is a transcript of the gene niban2b, whose product is annotated as niban apoptosis regulator 2b. The transcript is spliced from 14 exons. Lineage: Eukaryota; Metazoa; Chordata; Actinopteri; Cypriniformes; Cyprinidae. The record is from RefSeq and is a predicted model, not a curated record. Bases 336 to 2918 code for a protein of 860 amino acids.